AUGUCUGCUGAAGCCCCCACUACCGCUCCUGUCACCGACAACGUUGUUGCCGCUGUUCCUGAGGCUAAUGGCGCUCCCGUCGAGGCCACUUCCGAGGCCGCCGGUGAUGCUGCCAACAACCAGCCCCACUCGGCUUCCCUCUACGUCGGCGAGCUUGACCCCUCUGUGACCGAGGCUAUGCUCUACGAGCUCUUCUCUUCUAUUGGUCAGGUCGCCUCUAUCCGUGUCUGCCGCGAUGCCGUCACCCGCCGCUCCCUGGGCUACGCCUACGUCAACUACAACAACACCGCUGACGGUGAGCGUGCUCUUGAGGACCUGAACUACACUCUCAUCAAGGGUAAGCCUUGCCGUAUCAUGUGGUCCCAGCGUGACCCCGCUCUGCGCAAGACUGGCCAGGGCAACGUCUUCAUCAAGAACCUCGACAACGCCAUUGACAACAAGGCUCUCCACGACACCUUCGCUGCCUUUGGUAACAUUCUCAGCUGCAAGGUCGCCCAGGAUGAGUUCGCCAACUCCAAGGGUUACGGUUUCGUCCACUACGAGACUGCCGAAGCUGCCAACAACGCCAUCAAGCACGUUAACGGCAUGCUGCUGAACGACAAGAAGGUCUUCGUCGGCCACCACAUCUCCAAGAAGGACCGUCAGAGCAAGUUCGAGGAGAUGAAGGCCAACUUCACCAACAUCUACAUCAAGAACAUCGAUCUCGAGAUCACCGACGACGAGUUCCGCGUUAUGUUCGAGGCCUUCGGUGAGAUCACCUCCGCCACUCUCAGCCACGACCAGGAUGGCAAGAGCCGCGGCUUCGGUUUCGUCAACUACGCCAACCACGAGAGCGCCGAGGCCGCCGUGGCCGAGAUGAACGAGAAGGAAGUCAAGACCCAGAAGCUUUACGUUGGUCGUGCCCAGAAGAAGCACGAGCGUGAGGAGGAGCUGCGCAAGCAGUACGAGGCUGCCCGUAUGGAGAAGGCCUCCAAGUAUCAGGGUGUCAACCUCUACGUCAAGAACUUGACCGACGACAUUGAUGAUGAGAAGCUCCGUGAUCUCUUCACUCCUUACGGUACCAUUACUUCCGCCAAGGUUAUGCGUGAUGCCGCUGAGCGCUCUCCCACCCCCGAGGCCGAGGAUAAGGAGACCAAGGGCUCCGAGGAGAAGGAGGUGAAGACCGAGGAGACCGCUGAGGUCAAGACUGAAGAGACCACUGAGGAGAAGAAGACCGAGGAGCAGGGUGAGGCCUCUGAGGAGAAGAAGGCCGAGAAGAAGGCCUUCGGCAAGAGCAAGGGUUUCGGUUUCGUCUGCUUCAGCAGCCCCGAUGAGGCCUCCAAGGCCGUUACCGAGAUGAACCAGCGCAUGGUCAACGCCAAGCCCCUCUACGUUGCUCUCGCUCAGCGCAAGGAUGUCCGCCGCAGCCAGCUUGAGGCCAGCAUCCAGGCUCGUAACACCAUUCGUCAGCAGCAGGCCGCCGCCGCUGCCGGUAUGCCCCAGCCUUUCAUGCAGCCCGCCGUCUUCUACGGUGCUGGCCAGCAGGGCUUCAUGCCCCCUGGACAGCGUGGAGGCAUGCCCUUCGCCCCCCAGGGCGGUAUGCCCAUGCCUAACAUGCCCGCCGGACGUCCUCAGUACCCCGGUCCCUUCCCCCAGGGUGGCCGUGGCAUGCCCCCCAACCAGCAGCUUCCUCCUAACUUCCAGGGUAUGCCCAUGGGCAUGCAGGCUCCUGGUGGCAUUCCUAACGGCAUGGGCUACCCUAUGCCCCAGGCUUUCGGACGUGGCGGCGGUGGCCGUGGUGUUCCCGGUAUGCCCAUGAACAUGCGUGGUGGCCCCGGCUUCAGCCGUGGUGGUCCUCAGAUGGGUCGUGGUGGUGGUCGUGGCCAGCCCGCCCCCGGCGGUCAGCCCGCUGGUGGCGAACCCGCCUCUGCCAAUCAGGCUCUCCUCGCUGCUCCCCCCGCUCAGCAGAAGCAGAUGCUCGGCGAGGCCCUUUACCCUAAGAUUCAGGCUCAGCAACCCGAACUUGCUGGCAAGAUCACUGGUAUGCUUCUUGAGAUGGAUAACGCUGAGCUGCUUGGCCUGCUUGAUGAUGAGGAGGCUCUCCGCGGCAAGGUUGAUGAGGCCCUUAACGUCUACGAUGAGUACAUGAAGAACAAGGGUGAUGGUGAGACCACCGAACCCAAGCCCCAGGAAGCCGCCAAGGAGGCCGCUGUCGAGGAGAACAAGUCUUAA
Molecule: messenger RNA, 2211 nt
Organism: Penicillium digitatum Pd1
Lineage: Eukaryota; Fungi; Ascomycota; Eurotiomycetes; Eurotiales; Aspergillaceae
Gene: pab1
Product: polyadenylate-binding protein
Cellular component (GO): cytosol; ribonucleoprotein complex; nucleus
Molecular function (GO): poly(U) RNA binding; poly(A) binding; mRNA 3'-UTR binding
Source: RefSeq, a predicted model, not a curated record